AUGUCUAUUCGCUCUACUACUGGCUGCUACGCAUGCAAAUCAAGACGCAAGAAAUGCGACGAGGCGAAACCAAAGUGUCUCCGAUGUACAAAAACCGGGGGUAAUUGCGAGUACGAGUACCUGGCGCCUACCGGGAGGAGCACCAAGAAGAGAACAAGACCUGCACCAAGACCCCAAAGCGAACAGCUGAAGAAACUGCAGAAAGAGAAAGAACUUCAUUUAGCAACCGCUUCCAAGCUCCACAAAAAUGCCAACGCACAUACUCUUUCUGCGCUAUUCGAUCAGCUCUUCAAUCCAUCUCUCUGUGCACCGCUGUCACCAAACAUCACCUGGGAUGAUAUAAUCCAGCAGUACCCAGCCCAACCACAGAAAGACACGUUCUCCCUAGAUCCACUUACUGGCCAGGCCCUCCUGCUCUUGCCAGAUCCGAACUUGGUUCCCCAAGGGUCCAUGUCAGGAAGUAAUUUAACAUCUGGUCAAGCGAUUUUAUUUGAUGCCUUAUUCAGCCUCGGCGAGAUUGGUUCCUCAUCCCCGACAUUGUCAAUUCCUAUUGUACCCCCGACGCACAUGAUAGCACAUCCCUCCUCCUGCGUCGACUCGGAUGGCACUACUUACCGGAACUCCUCAUCUGAAACAGACGAAUUGGAAGAGGCCGAUAUUAAAUUUGUCAGGCAGUUAUUUUGUUUAUCCCCGAUAAAAUUGGGUCGGGGUGUAGACAGUAAUCUUCUGGCAUUCGCUCUACAAUCAUAUGCUCAAUGGAUUCCCCUUACCGUCUUUGAGCCACUUACGAUAGUGAACAAAACAAAGCAAGCCUUAAUUGAUCAACUCGCCUAUCCAACUUCUCGCUCACGGAUACUACUGAUUUCCCAAAUAAUGAGCUCGUUAUCCAAAUCGUGGGUAGUGGAAGAACAUCUCAAACAAAUGAUUGGGCUGCUAGUUGAGCAAAUAUCGGUUACCCUAACGGGGUACACGGCUCAAAACAGUCAAUGCCUUGCGAACGAAGCGGAAAGGCAGCGAGCAAACUCGGCGCUAGAUAAUACACUAGAGAUGCUAGGUAUCCUAGUAUAUUCUUCUCCACUAUCUGCGACCCUCAGCGUUCUCCGGCUCGCAACUCCAGUGUUUUUGGCGGCUUUCCCGCCGCCACAUCCGCCCCAUUUAACCAGUUUAUUAAGCGAUCCUAGAUUAAACACUAGGCUUUUCGCUGGGCUUGAUAUUGUCUUCAGCGUUGCUACCGGAAACUCGACGUUUGGCAAGUACCAUGUCCCGCGGGGCUUGCAGCUGCGUGAAGAGCUAGAGAAAAUGCAAGAGAGCUAUGGGCUGCGAUGGUUAUGCGGGAUGCCGGACCAAUAUAUCAUGCUCGUCGCAUAUAUGGAUGAGCUAAAGGAGGAUGGAAAUGCCACAGAGGACAUGAUUCAACAAAUUGAAGACUAUAUUACUAUGAGGAUUGCACCACCUGAGAGUAAAGAUCCUAUGCUGAGGAUAGGAAGAAUGGUUGUGCAAGAAUGUUGGCGUGAAGCCAUGCAUAUUAUCUCUACAUGGUUCGCGUUGUGUGGAGUCCCUGCUACCGACACACGAGUCAAACGAUCUGUGCGAUCGUUCAUAGGAUUAUUGAAGAACACUAAUCCUCACAGAAACACUGAUACUUUUGCGGCAAUUCCCACGGUCAUUCGAGUAUCAGAGCAUCCCACCGACGAGUUAUAUGCUCCCGGAUACUACAACUGCCCGACUGUGCUCAGCCCAACACAGCAGGAAGCGAUUUAUUCCGGAUGGUACAAGAUGUCUGGGCGCGCACAAGCUUAG
This is a messenger RNA of Rhizoctonia solani, 1800 nucleotides long. Its product is annotated as Fungal Zn(2)-Cys(6) binuclear cluster domain. Gene Ontology annotation, biological process: regulation of transcription by RNA polymerase II. The coding region runs from base 1 to 1800 and encodes 599 amino acids. Gene Ontology annotation, molecular function: zinc ion binding; DNA-binding transcription factor activity, RNA polymerase II-specific. The record is from RefSeq and is a predicted model, not a curated record. Lineage: Eukaryota; Fungi; Basidiomycota; Agaricomycetes; Cantharellales; Ceratobasidiaceae. The transcript has 9 exons.